AUGUUGAGCAACAAACCGUGACGCUCAGUGAGUGCAGUCUGAGGUGAGACCUGAAGAACAUCUCACAACUUCAGACGUCGAGCUCCCAAAUGGACAUUUGAAAAGUGGUAGAAAAACAACAAAAAGGAAUACAGCCACCUGGUGUUCCAGUUUGGUCCAUAAAGACCAGAACUCUUGCAUGUGGUUAAAAAAAAAAGCUGCAGAUGGGAGACAAACACCACAAGACAAAGAAAUGUCCCUGGAUAGUUCAGAUGGAAAACCUGUCGGUGUACCAUGGACCCAUCGGUAAAAGGGAAGGGGAGAGGCGUUUGUUUCUGGAUGGACGCGAUGGAUGCUACCUGGUCCGAAACAGCGACUCUAUCCCCGACGUCUACUGCCUGUGUGUGCUGUAUAAAACAACGGUCUUCACAUAUCGAAUCCACAGGCAUGUUGGAAACAACUGGUAUGCAGAGACCAGUGCCGGUGUGCGGAGGCGAUAUUUCCGUUACAUCGAGAACUUGAUAACGGCUUUCCAGGAGCCCGCCCAAGGAAUUGAAAUGCCUCUGCUGCACCCUGUCACUGCCCAGGGACGGGCGCAGACACCCACGGUGGAGCACAAUCCCAGUAAUAGCCUGUCACCGCCGCCCGGGUGCUCUGCCCAGGGACAGAAGAAGCAGAAGAAAGAUGUGCUGCGAGCUAUUACACACGGACCUUUAACUCACCAUUGAUCUAAUUAGACCUUCCGACUCCACUGUAGCCGCGACAUGAACAGUAUCACAUGUUGGAGCAUAUAAACCAUCUCAGGCCAAAUUUGGCAGCCACUUAUAAGUUCUUCAAGUGCAAGUUUUCACUUGUUAAAUGUGUAUCUAUUUUUAACUGGGAAUGACAAAUACACACACACACACACAUAAAAAAAAAAGAUUUUCACAUUAAUCACAAUUCUUUAUUUGUAACGACUCUUAAUCGAUAAAAGAAAAAAAAACAUUUUUUUUGUUGGUUUUGUUGUUAAGGUACACCUAUUCACCAUUAAUUUGUUGUUUAUUAACAUGCAAAUUAGUAACACACUGGCUCUUUUUUUUUUUAAUUGAUCUCAACUCUGUACACUGCUGCUGGAAUUUUAAUUUUCCUGAAGGAACUCUCCUGAAGGAAUCAAUAAAGUACUAUCUAUCUAUCUA
Nerophis ophidion (straightnose pipefish) is the source of this 1154-nucleotide messenger RNA. RefSeq names its product SH2 domain-containing protein 1A-like. The transcript has 3 exons. Bases 204 to 707 code for a protein of 167 amino acids. The record is from RefSeq and is a predicted model, not a curated record. NCBI's taxonomy places the organism in Eukaryota, Metazoa, Chordata, Actinopteri, Syngnathiformes, Syngnathidae.